AUGGUCUAUAAGUACCAUAGCACGGCCCAGCUUAUCUGCUGCACAGAGGCCUUGCUCACAGUGCUCGUACGAGAUUUGUCGAAAGAGGAGGAGCAGGUGUUUCCGCUGCUGGUAGAGCAUUUCGACGCGGUGGAGCAGGCGAAUCUAGUCUGGCAGUUUCUGUGCAGCAUGGCCAAGCACUCUGCCGCAUCUGCAAGCUCUUUGACGACGCCAGCCCCCAAUCACGUACCCGCAGGGGCAUCUACCUCUGUCCGUUCUGCAACCUGA
Messenger RNA from Closterium sp. Yama58-4, 267 nucleotides. NCBI's taxonomy places the organism in Eukaryota, Viridiplantae, Streptophyta, Zygnematophyceae, Desmidiales, Closteriaceae. The record is from the annotation of a GenBank genome assembly.